This is a messenger RNA of Sesamum indicum (sesame), 3635 nucleotides long. RefSeq lists its product as uncharacterized. The record is from RefSeq and is a predicted model, not a curated record. Lineage: Eukaryota; Viridiplantae; Streptophyta; Magnoliopsida; Lamiales; Pedaliaceae. Gene Ontology annotation, molecular function: protein kinase activity; receptor serine/threonine kinase binding; ATP binding. Gene Ontology annotation, biological process: protein phosphorylation.
AAUAAUCACUAUCAUAGAGGACUUGCCCCACAGAAGACUUUUCAAAUGCCAUCAUUCUUGUGGCAUUGCAUUUUAUAUCCGGCCACAGACCAGAGUUUCUGAGGCCACAGAAAAUUUCUCUUAGCCUGAAACAAUGAAAUCUCUGUUUCUUGCAUUUCUGUGCAUGACCUUAUCACAUGCAGCAGCAAAGAAUCUGUCUGAAGGAGAAAACGAAGCAUUUGCUCUUCUGAGCUGGAAAGCCAGUCUUGAUAGCAAAAGCCAGUCGCUCCUAUCGUCGUGGAGUACUGCAAGUAGGCCUUGCAUUUGGGCUGGCCUUGGAUGUAACAAGCAUGGAAGGAUUGUGCGUGUAAAUCUCACCGGCUACGGUAUAGAAGGCAAGCUUUCCGAUUUGAACUUUUCUUCAUUGCCCCAUCUCCACUACAUUGAUCUUCAGAACAACUCUCUGAUUGGGAACCUUCCCAUGAACUUUUUUGGCCUGUCAAGGCUCACUUAUCUUAAUUUAUCUGUCAAUCAUCUGUCGGGCAAACUUCAACCCGAGGUAGGCCUUCUUACCGGCCUAAGAUUCUUUCAUAUGGCUGCAAACAAUCUCAGUGGCUCUGCUCCUCAAGAAAUUGGAAGCUUAACUCAUCUGAUAGAACUUGAUUUAUCGAGCAACAGCCUAACAGGUCCGAUUCCUACUUCUAUUGGGAACUUGAGGGACUUAACUUACAUAUCAUUCGCAAAGAAUAAAAUAUCCGGCUGCAUACCUUCGUCGAUUGGAAACCUGACAAAACUAAACAGGCUUUACUUGUAUGGAAAUCAAUUAUCCUGCCAUGUCCCAAACGAAAUUGGAAUGCUGGAGUCACUUAGUGAACUUUUUCUUUCAAAGAAUAAUCUCAUGGGUCCAAUUCCCAACUCAAUUACCAGUUUGGCCAACUUAAACUUCUUAUACCUCUGUGAGAACGAGCUUUCAGGAUGCAUUCCUUCCGCCAUUGGGAAUUUAACAAAACUCAGAGAGCUGUGUCUGUAUAAGAACCAGCUAUCCUGUUCAAUCCCUGAUAGCAUUGGCAAUUUGCGCAGCCUGGCAAUAUUGUACCUCAGUGAAAAUCAGCUCUCAGGAUCUAUUCCUUCUUCUAUUGGGAACUUAACGGAGCUCACAGAGAUGUCUUUGUUCAAAAACCAGAUAUCCGGUCCGCUGCCUGUUAGUAUUGGCAAUUUGAGGAACUUAACUAUUUUCCGCCUUAGUGAAAACUUGCUUUCGGGAUGUAUUCCUCCUACAAUUGGGAACUUGACAGGGCUGAAUAAGCUGCUUCUCAAUGUAAAUAACUUGUCCUGUUCAAUCCCUCCAGAAAUGGUUCAUCUUAACCAUUUGGAGUCUUUAUCUUUAAGUGGAAACAAACUUACAGGCCAUUUGCCAGACAAUUUGUGUCUAGGUGGGUUACUUAAAAAUCUUACCGUAAAUGACAACAUGAUCACGGGUCAUGUCCCAAAAAGCUUAAGAAACUGCACUAGCCUACAGAGACUCAGGCUUGACAGAAACAGAUUUACAGUGAAUAUAUCAGAAGAAUUUGGUUUCUACCCGAACCUGCGUUACAUCGAUUUGAGUUACAACAAUUUUUAUGGUGAGCUAUCUUCUAAUUGGGGGGCAUACCGCAACCUGACAACCUUGAAGAUCUCGAACAAUGGUAUCUCGGGAGAAAUACCUCCUGAGCUUGGAGGGGCUUCUCAACUGUACAGGUUAGAUCUCUCCUCAAACCUAUUAACUGGGAGUAUUCCCAGAAGUUUGGGGAAUUUAACCUUUCUGCUGGAGCUGCUGUUGAAUGAUAACAAACUUUGUGGAAGCGUCCCAUCAGAAAUCGGGAAGCUCAAGGCACUGUCAUCACUAGACCUGGCGGCAAACAAUCUUACUGGCGAAAUUCCAGGACAAGUUGGAGAAUGCACAAAAAUAUUCGACUUGAACUUGAGCAGCAAUUCGUUCACCGGAUAUAUUCCUUCUCAACUAGGAGCUAUGCGAGAUCUUCAAACUCUUGAUCUCAGCAACAACAUGUUAAAUGGUGAAAUCCCUUACCAGCUAGGAGAGCUGAAAAGCUUGGGAAUUAUGAUACUGUCACAUAACAGGUUAUCGGGUUCCAUUCCUUCAAGCUUUGAGCAAUGCUUGAGUUUAGUUUCUGUGGAUAUCUCCUAUAAUCAGUUAGACGGUCCUCUUCCAGAUAACCGGGCAUUUCAGAAGGCCCCUUUUGAUGCCUUGAGAAAUAAUAAGGGCCUAUGUGGCAACAUUACAGGUCUGGGGAAUUGUAAGCCAAUACAGUCAAUUAAACCAAACCAAGGGAGUAGAAAGUUUCUUGCUGUACUGAUACCUGUACUUUUGGGAAGCAUCUUGCUUUCAGUUUUCAUCAUCAGUCUGGUUUUGUUUUCAAGAGCAGAUAGAAGCAGCAGCAAAGAUGCCCCAAGAGAACCAGCUGAAAAAUUGUUCGAUUUGUGGAGCUUUGAUGGUAAGUUAGCAUAUGAAAACAUAAUUGAAGCAACAGAGAACUUCAAUCCCAGAUAUCAUGUUGGCAUUGGAGGACAGGGUAGCGUGUUUAGGGCUGAGUUGGCAGAUGGACAAAUUGUGGCAGUCAAGAAGCUCCAUGUUUCAGAUGAUGGUGGAUCAAAGAAUCCAAGAAGUUACACGAAUGAAAUACGUGCACUGACAGAGAUACGCCAUCGCAAUAUAGUGAAGCUGUUAGGCUUUUGUUCGCAUCCACGUCACACAUUCUUGGUCUAUGAGUUCUUGGAAGGGGGAAACUUGUCAGAUAAACUAAACUCCGAUGAACAAGCACAGGAAUUUCAAUGGAAUGAGAGGAUAAAUGUUGUCAAGGGUGUGGCAAAUGCUUUGUCCUACAUGCAUCACAAUUGUUUACCUCCCAUACUUCAUCUGGAUAUAUCAAGCAAGAACGUUCUUUUGGAUUUGGAGAAUGAAGCUCACAUUUCUGAUUUUGGCACAGCAAAGCUGUUGAGCCCAGACUCAUCUAACUGGACUUCUUUUGCUGGAACUUAUGGUUAUGCAGCUCCGGAACUGGCAUACACUAUGAAAGUGAGUGAGAAGUGUGAUGUCUACAGCUUUGGAGUGGUAGCACUAGAAGUGAUCAUGGGGAGGCAUCCUGGAGAUCUAAUUUCAUCCAUAUCAUCAUCAGAAUCAAUAUCUCAUAGCACGUUACUGAAAGACAUGAUGGACACUCGACUCCCACCUGCAGGGAAGCAAGUGGACGAACUACUGGUGUUAACAGCAAAGCUGGCUUUUGAUUGUGUGCAGGCUAAUCCACAGCUUCGACCAACCAUGCAGCAGGUUGCUUACCAGCUAUCAAGUUAAAUGGCACCUUAAUUUCAGUUUGAAGAAACUAGUACCUGUUAUUGCCAUUGCCAGGCUGUUUCGUGCAGAACGUUCAACUGUAUAAGCAUUUGCAUACACACAUUUUAGCUUUGUAAAUAGGAGGCAAAAUGUCUGGAAAAGUAGUGAUUACAGACUUUGCAGGAGAUAUCAUGAAAAAGCGCCUCGUCAGUGUAGACGAGUUUCUAUCCACAUCCAUGACUUGUUCAAGCAAGAAUGGAAAACAAAAAAGAAGUACCAAACUCAUUAUUUUUCAUCCUUCAGUUACAAAAACUCAUACGGAGGUGGA